Messenger RNA from Eublepharis macularius, 5185 nucleotides. It is a transcript of the gene CCDC17, whose product is annotated as coiled-coil domain containing 17. The record is from RefSeq and is a predicted model, not a curated record. Lineage: Eukaryota; Metazoa; Chordata; Lepidosauria; Squamata; Eublepharidae. Bases 483 to 4889 code for a protein of 1468 amino acids. The transcript has 33 exons.
CCUGCGUGGCUUGUGGUUUUUCUAGCAGUCCUAUAUGUAGACAAGAGUGUUCCUACAAACGUUGCCAAUCAAUAUCCCGAAUUUAAACUCAUUAUUGCUUGUUAUACAAUAUUCAGGAUGCGCAAUUUCCUAGUUUCACGUGAGUAGUUGAUCUGCAGUCGAAGAGCAAGCUCCGGGUCCAGACUCCUGUUGCCCCGUAAAGACAAAAUUUCCAGGAGAGGAGGUUUCGAGAGUCAAAGCACCUUUCGUCAUGGCAUACCGCUUCCCUCCUUUUGGAAUGAUGCCAGCAGCCACAGUGUUGAAAUACUGGCACCACCCCCCAGUUACCAGCAUAGCAACUGGAAACUCCAAAUGGUGAUUUAAAUCCUUUCUGGUGCAGGCAGCAAAAAACUACUCUGUUUCAGAACAGGCCCAUGCAGAUCAAGUGGCUGGUACGCUCCAGAUAAUCGGUAACUUUUCUAGAACAUCAGGUGCUUCUCAAGAUGACAGAUCUGGUGGUUUUCCACUGUCCUAGCUGUGAAAUGAGGUUCCGUUCCAGGCAGCUGCUAGAGAAGCAUAUGGAAAAAUUUUGCAUUGGAAGAGAAAUUGUAAAUGAUGCCAGAGACCGAAAGAGACAAGGGAAAGAGCCGAAGCAAAAAGACACACCAAACAGCACGUAUCUUCAGCUACAAGAGCCAAAAGCCAAGACGCACCACUUUAUGCACUGGGAAAAUGAGGCACAUGAGCAACAAGCACAUCACCUUAGAAGCUUUCACCAUACAGGAAAUGCUUCAGACAGUCAGGCUUUGAAGAAAUUGACUGAAGAGUUCCACAAACUGAGAAUGUCCUUGGAGGACACGCUUCCUACAUUCAAGACUUUCCAGGCAGAGGAUAAGAACAGACACCAAAUGCUCCAUCAGCAGGAAUUCUGGCAGCGCCAGCAGCAAAUGGCAGAAGCACAUGAACAUCAGUUGGCUGAUAUCCAAGCCAGGAACCAAUAUCUGGAACAGCAGAAGGAUGAGAUCCAUAGACGUUUGUCUGAGAUGAAAUUAGGGAAUUCAGACACAUCUCACAUUGAGCAGCUGCUGGUGGAGCUGAAAACCCAGGAAGGGGAAAACCUGCUUGCUUUAGAUGCCUUGCGAGAACAGAUUGGACUUCUGCAGGCAGCAGCAGAGAGCAGAAGCAAACCAGAAGCGCUCACAAAUAAAAAGAGAAGCAGUGCUACAGACAAAAUGGGAAAGAAAGUCUCCCUCAAGCUUUUACCAUUCCCUGCAGCUGUUGGACCUCUCUCUUCGGAGAUACAGGCUCUGUAUAUGGCUUAUGUGCAGAGUGGAAACAAUGAUCACAGCAUCCUCAAUCAGAUAUAUGAGUUGCAGGCAGAGGCCAUAGCACUGGAGAAGGCUGGAGCAAGGCCUGAGCACAAGGGCAGAAAGAAGAAACAUGAAGGUAGCUCAAACACUUACCCAUGGGGUUUGGAUGCUGAACUUCUGGCUGUUGAGCUGGAGAAUCAGCGGCUGGAGGAUGAGAUAUUCAAGUUGAAGAUCCUAAGGGACAGAAGGAGAAUGGAGGAUGGAUGUUUGAAUAAGGAGCUGGCUGAGCUCCAGCAAGUACAUAUGGCAGAGAUGGCUCAGCUGCAUGCUGAGAUUGGCAUGCUGAGAUAUGACACAGAGAGGAUGAAGCCACGGAGGUCCAAAAGGUCAUCGCCCCUUCUACCCCCUGCUAUAGCUCCACCCUUGCCACUUCCACCCCCUCAGCAUCUUCCAGGGCUUCCUGACCCCACUUUCCCAACUGGCAACGUGAACCCUGUUGGAUCAUCAGCUACAGUAGUGAGCCAGUACUUCCUGGAUCCCUCUGAUGCCCUGGGACCAGCUCCGUAUGAUCCAGCGUCGGGUUUUGUGGUAUUCUAUGACUUCAUUUUGGGUCUGGAUCCCACGUUCUACCAGGUUUGCCUGGUUUCUGGACUGUACCGUAAUGGGCAAGAAUUGGGCAAAUCCACCCCAUUGCCUGUUGUCUUUUCUGACAUGGGGCAGUCCCCAGAUCGUGUGAAGGGUGGACAGAGAGGGAGCUGUGCCAUCUUAGCAGCCAGACAGCCAGUCCCAAGAGUCCUCCCUUCAUCUUCAAUUGCCCUUGUAACUGAGCUUCAAGCUUCCGGAGGCUUUGAUGCUUAUGGGCAGGAGAUCCAGCAUCUGGUGCCCAGGGGGUGGGCCAAAAUCCACCUCUUUGACCAUCUGCAUCAAGUGUUGAGUGGGCACUGGAAGGUCCCCAUCCGAGCGCUUCCAAUGAAGCCAGGUCUAACUGCAGAACAGUUGAAUGGUGUGCCCCAGGCUGGCAAAGCAGAGCUUUACUUGCGACUUGUGAAUGCAAGAGAUGCUGAUAUGCAGUCAAUGGCUGAGAUCCAUCCUGGCAAUGCCCCUCUGUACAAAUACCCUCCCAUAGUAACCAAUGGCACAGUACCUUCUGCAGGCUUCCCUCCAGCCCUGAAUUCUUUCCACCCUGUCCCCACCAGCCUGUCCUUUUCUGUCCCCCCUUACACUGGCUUUGUUGAUCCCCCUCCUGCUCAGGAGCAGCCUUUCCAACACAAAAUUAAGCAAAGAGCAGCUGAACCAGCAUUCCAGAGGCCACAACCACAGCAGGAGAACACCAGGAAGGAGAAAGAAGGAAGUCUGUUGGGGUUUAUCCUUGAUAGAGUUAAAGGUGCCCCCCUGGGAGAUGGGGCUAUCCGGCUGACAGGCUACAACCAGAAAACUGGACAGGUGAUUGGCACCAGAGAUUCAGGACUGAACUACUGCACUGAUCCUGUCAGAUCCAACAUCAAGCAUGGCUAUUUUGUAUUUGGAGAACAGGAGGUGACCUUCUGGGAUGUUGUGCUGCAGGAAAACAUGGUCCUUGUUGCUCGCUUCUAUCACUGGCCCAGUGGCAGAACAGCACACGCACCCUGGGAUGAAGGAUUCAAGCCUCAGCAUCAGCUAGUACUACGGAGUGAGGAAUGGCUGGCUGCCUGGGCUGUUCUCCAGCUGACCAAGUCAUUUGAAUCCUCUAAAGUGAUGCUUGCAGGUGCAAUGAAGAAAGGCAAGUCUGAAAUGCUUAACUGGAACACAGGGACCCACACACUGACUCUGUUUCAUGGCCCUAUUCCUCCUGUAGCAAUUUUCUCAGCUAUGUCAGCAGCACAGCAAAAGCAACAAGCCCUCAAGAUGUAUGGUGAUGCCACUUUGAGGCUGCACAUCUUUACCAAUCAGAAACCAGACCUACCUUUCCCACCGGAGUCACCAGCCAUACUUGAGCCUGCAAGGACCUGGUCCCAUGCAGCUUUUAUUCAUCGUGUCAGGGAGACCCCUCCUUUGGAACCCUUCUGUGAUGGAGAUGGCUUUGACCUGUAUAUUGAUGGAGCUCGCUUCCUGCCAGAUGAUGUCACUGUUACCAGGGUUGCCGGUCGUAUCUUCACAAGCAGUUUCAGCCAAAUUGGGCCAGACAUAUCCACUGGAAUUGACUUGAACAGCAGCAUUUUUGAUCCACUUUACAACUACUCCAUCGAAAUCCGAGAGCUGCUUAUGCCACCUUGUGCGACUCUCCUUUUGAAGCUUUAUUCUAUUGAUAGUUUAAGUUCUAAUCUCAUCCUGAUUGGCUGGGCAGCUCUCAAUCUUUUUGUGGAAUCUGGAACACACACAGCCCCCGAACCUGGGGCUAGGGGGAUCCAGGUCUCUCUCAAUGAUGGUGCUCACCAGCUCCGCAUUUAUCACAACAGCCCGUGUCCAGAUCAACCCUUCUCUGUCAGUUCUUUGACUGCAUCAGGACGGUAUGUGCCCUGCGCAACCCUGCUGGUGAGGCUUCUCAAGGCUCCUGAGAAUUCCAGCCAUCAAACCUUGCAAAGGAACACAGUCCCCCAGACAAGCUGGGCCACACUGGGCCUCUUCCAGACCCGGCCUGAUUACUCUGAUGGGGUCUAUUAUUCAGAUUCAGCCAAACCUUCUGCAGGAGAAAGUUGCUUCUAUGAUGCCAUGACAAACAGGUCUAUUGUCUCUGUCCGGGAAAUUGUUCAUCAACUUACUGGAAAUAACAGCCUAACCACAGAUAGUGAGAUCUCCAGCUGGAUUCGCCAGAAACUAACCCGGCUACCUGGCAAUAUACCCCAGACUUUCAACCUCACCUAUGUUUCCAGAUACAUCACAACCUAUGGUGUCAAGUUUGCCCUGGACCGAGCCAUGAAUUUGCCCUGGACUGGCUUGACAAUGGCCCACUUCUGCUUCAGUCCACCUGCAGCUUAUUACUUUGGAAGCCAAUGGAUGAAAUAUGAUUACCCAAUCUUUGUCAAGAAACUUGAUAUCAACAGUUUCCAGCAAUGGCCUGCAUGGCUUGAUGGCUUCAAGUCCUGCCCACACAGGGCUUACCGUGAAUAUUCCGCAGUGAUUAUCCACCUGUACGAGAGCAUGGUGAUCUCAAACCAAGAUACUUUGGGUCUAGAGGAAGAUGUCCAAACCGCCCAGAGAAGAGUCAUGCUGAAAACAGAGCAGUUAAAUUAUACUCUGAGAAAUGAGGCAUGGACUGCUCUCCAUGUGUUCUCUAGAGAUUACUGCAACACUGGUGUUUAUCAACUGCCCCUGUACCAUGGGGCUCCCAACCAGAUCAUCUUGCAUUCCUUAUCCCAAGGAAAAUGUAGCAACAUUAUGAUGAGCCUACUCCAUAAGGACAUGAUUAAAUUGGUGGAAGGUGCAUCUGUGCUUGUCCGUAUAGCUGAUGGACGGUGGGAUGGAGAUUUCAGAUUCACAAUAGAGGACAUUGAUCAAUCCUACAUUCCCAAGAAUGCUCUAGGUCUGUACUGUAAGGAACCCUCUGGAGGUAAAAUUGCAGAAUUAAUGCCACAAGAGACAUCGCAACAACUGGCAAAACAGCUCGUACUGGAACAAAUCUAGCACACUAAAAAGCUGUAAGAACUUUCCAUUAAACGUCAAAAGAUGCAUUGGCAAUUACUGCUACAGAAUAUUUUAUCAUGCUGUGGAAUGAAUGUAUCAGGCAGAACAUUUGUUUCUAAAGGAGAUUUGUUUCAUUGCCAAUACAUAUUAGGUAAACCUGGUGGUUUCAAAAUAUGUUUUUCAAGCAAUUAUCUUUAAGAAUUGUAUGUUUCAUUCCCCCCAAAAUGUAAUAAUCUAACCAAAUGUUAUGAAAUCACAUGGUUGACUAAGCCAGAUAAAUAUUGAAGGAAUUCUUA